AGGCCCGCCUUCUUCCCUUCCUUCCUUCCUUCCUUCUUUCCGCGGAGGGCGAUGAUCGGGAUGAUGACUCUCUCAGCCUCAGCGCCUCUGGGCCCAGGGCCGCCCAGGAAGGAAGGCAGGGAGGCGGAGCGGACCUUCCUCCGCAGCGAAAGCGAAAGCCCCGGGCGCAGCGCCGCUUCUCCCUCGGCCUUCAGGAGAGAGGCCGGCUCGCCUCCGCUGAGCAUCCGCCGGGCCCCUGCAGGCCCUUCCGUGGCCCUCGCCUCGCCGGGCGAGAGAGAUGCCGGGAGCCGUGCGACUGGCGGGCCCCUGCCUCCGCCUGGAGCCCUCGGCCCUGGCCCUCCUGAGGGGCCUCCCGGGGCCCCUGCGGGUGGUGGGCCUCUUCGGGCCCCAGGGCGCCCAGGCCGGCCUCCUCAGGGCCCUCCUGGCCGGCGCUCAGCCCCAGGGCCCCGGGGGACCCUCUGGACCCUCGCUGCCGCCGCCGCCGGGGCUCUGGCUCCAGGGGCUGCCCCACCCGACCAGGAGGGAAGAGGGGACCCUGGUGCUCCUCCACGCGGAGGUGAGCGGGCGUCUCCAGGCCCUGCUCCCGGCUGCUUUGGGGCUGGAGGACGCUGGCAGCCGUGGGGCCCGGGUUGUCCUGGUGCUCCAUGAGCGGUGGCUUCAGCCUGCCUGCUGCCAACAGCCCUGCCAGGCUGCCUGGGCCCAGAGAGGACGCAGCGGCCGCUCCGGAGCCCCUCGCUUCCACCCAGGCAGGGCCCCUCUUGCCGCCUGGCCCUGGCUUCCCCGGGGGCUCAUGCCAGAAGCCUUCUUGCGGCCCUUGGCCUCUGAGUCUGACCGUUGGGUGCCCUUGCAGGGCGAGGAGGGCUCCUGCUCCUCUUCCUCCUCCUCCUCCUCCAGGCUCUUCUGCCUCAGCGUCCUGCUCUGCACCGUCUUUGUCUACAACUCCAGAGGAGGGGAGCAGCCCCAGCGGGAGCUGGACCGUCUGGCCUGCGUGAGGGACCUGGUCCACCGCGUCCGCGUCCUGGAGGAUUGCCCCCAGGAGAACAGCUUCUUGCUGAGCAGCGUCCUGCCAGAUUUUGUGUGGUGCCUCCAUGACGUGGCUCCGGACACCGUUUGGGAGGAGAUGCUCCGGGCCACCGACCACGACAUGGAGACCCUCCUGGCUUCCUCUGCCGCCUCGGAGGAAGACUCGCCCAGCCGCUGCAUCCAGAGGCUCUUCCCUUCCCAGAAGGCCUUCUGCUUCCGCUCUCCAGCUGUGGACGAGGGCGAGAGCGAGUUCUUGCCAAGGGACCAGCUGCACCCUGUUUUCCAAAAGCAGCUGGAGGUUUUUAGAGACUACAUCCUGAGCAGAGAGCCAAAGAGGGACCUCAGCGGAGAAGUUUUGUCUGAUAGGCUGGAACAGUUUGUGGCAGCCUUGUCUCAUGAUCAGCCCAUCCUUCUGAGUGAGAUCUACUGGUGCUCCCAAGCGGCCAGCAGUGGCCAGUGUCCACACAUUCCUCAAUCUCCGCCGGCUUCCCCUUCAACAUCUCAGGCAAGCAUCAUGGAGGCCCCAAUAUGCCUGAUCGAGAACAACCCGAGAGAGCAGCUUCAGAUCAACCCAGAGGCUCUGGGGAUCCUGCAGAGCAUCCACCAGCCAGUGGUAGUGGUGGCCAUUGUGGGUCUCUACCGGACGGGCAAGUCCUACCUCAUGAACCGGCUGGCGGGGAAGGACACCGGAGGUUUUGCACUGGGGGCCACGGUGCAGGCCAGCACCAAGGGCAUCUGGAUGUGGUGCUGCCCGCACCCCCUCAGGCCGGACCAUACCCUGGUGCUGCUGGACACAGAGGGGCUGGGAGAUGUGGAGAAGAGCAACACUGAGAACGACACCUGGAUCUUUGCCCUCUCCAUUCUCCUCAGCAGCACCUUCGUCUACAACAGCAUGAGCACCAUCAACCACCAUGCACUGGAGCAGAUACACUACGUGACAGAAUUGACGGAGCAUAUCAAGAUGAGGGCCUCAGGCAGAGAGACCUGUGAAAGGUGGGAUGGCUGGGGGUCCAACGACCUGGCCAGUGUCUUUCCGGCAUUCAUUUGGGUCGUGCGUGACUUCACUCUGCAGCUGAAGCUGGAGGAUGGGCGAUCAAUCACGGAGGACGAGUACCUGGAGAAAGCGUUGGAGAGGAGGGCAGGCACCUCUGAGAAGUGGGACCUCCCCAAGCGGUGCAUCCGGGAGUUCUUUCCCAGCCGCAAGUGCUUCGUCUUUGACCGCCCGGCCUCAAGGCAGGAUCUGCAGCACUUGGAGGACCUGCCGGAGUCCAAGCUGAGCCUGGAGUUUCUGCAACAGGCGCGCAACUUCUGCCGCUACAUUCAUGAGAGCGCUGGAGCCAAAGUCCUCCAGGGAGGGCACGUUGUCACUGGGACACUGCUGGGGACCCUCGUGGAGACCUAUGUGGGAGCCAUCCGGAACAAGGAGGUCCCGUGCAUCGAGAACGCCGUCCUGGCCCUGGCCAAGUUGGAGAACUCAACUGCCAUAUGCAAGGCAGUGCAGCGCUACGAGGAGAUGCUGGAGCUGAUGCGGACGGUGCUGCCCACAGAGGACAUGGCAGAGGUGCUGGCGGUCCAUGCCCGCUGUGAGGAGGAGGCCAUUCGGGUCUUCAUGGGCCAGGCCUUCAGGGACAAGGACCAGAAGUUCCAGAGGCAGCUGGCGGACCAGCUGCAGUUGAAGUUGAAGGAGCUCUGCCAGUGGAAUGAGGAGGCCUCGCUUGACCGCUGCCAGGCCAUCCUGAUGGAGCUCUACCAGGAGAUGGAGGAGAAGAUCAGCCAUGGUGACUACUUGGUGCCUGGUGGCUACCAGCAGUUCCUGAAUGACCAGCAGCAUGUCAUGGAGAGCUACCACCUGGUGCCAGACAAGGGGCUCAUGGCGUCCAAGGCCCUGCAGGACUUCCUGGCAUCCCAGGAGACAACAGCGCAGUCCAUCCUGCAGGCGGAUCAGGCCCUCAAGGAGAAAGAGAAGGAGCUGGAAGUGGAGAAGGCCCAGGCAGAGGCUUCUCGCAGGGAAGCUGAGCUGCAGCGAGAAAUGCAAGCGCGGAUGGAGCAGAUGGCCAGGGAGAAGGAGCGCAGCUUCCAGGAGCACAAACAGCAGCUGAUUGCCAAAAUGGAGGCGGACCAAAGGGCCCUGCUGGCCGGGCAGGAGCGGCUUCUGAACCAGAAGCUCCAGGAGCAGCGCCGGCUCCAGGAGGAGGACUUCCAGCAGGAGGUCUCCCGGAUGCAGAAGGAGGUCCAUGGCCUGAAGGCCCAGAUCCGGGAGCAGGGGAGGUCUAGGUGCACCAUCGCUUGAGGACGGACUCAGAUGGGAAUCUCCUCCUGGACCCUGCGCCCAGAUGGAGGGCAACUGGACUGGUCAAGGUGGGCGGCUUUGGGCCCAGGAUCCCUUCGGCUGCCACAGAUUCCUCAAAUUGCACCGCCUACUGCCUUAAGACAUUACUUUUAAGCAAACCAGUGUAUUACAGGCGUUUAUAAUGUAUCAGACUCUUGUUUACAGCACUUAAAAAGGACUGUUUUAACUUGUAA
Molecule: messenger RNA, 3546 nt
Organism: Sceloporus undulatus (fence lizard)
Lineage: Eukaryota; Metazoa; Chordata; Lepidosauria; Squamata; Phrynosomatidae
Product: guanylate-binding protein 1-like
Exons: 14
Coding region: 278-3313 (1011 amino acids)
Molecular function (GO): GTPase activity; GTP binding
Source: RefSeq, a predicted model, not a curated record